This is a messenger RNA of Labeo rohita (rohu), 2536 nucleotides long. RefSeq names its product fem-1 homolog b (gene fem1b). The coding region runs from base 583 to 2493 and encodes 636 amino acids. The record is from RefSeq and is a predicted model, not a curated record. Lineage: Eukaryota; Metazoa; Chordata; Actinopteri; Cypriniformes; Cyprinidae. The transcript has 2 exons. Gene Ontology annotation, cellular component: cytoplasm; nucleus. Gene Ontology annotation, molecular function: protein binding.
GACUUCAUUUCCGGGCGUCGUUACUGGCAGAGGUGAAAGGCACAAACACAUUUAGCACAGAUUUAACCAUUAAUUUGGCUUCAAUAUCGGAUUUAUUAGCGAAAUUUGUCUUCGUUCUGUUGAAGCGAUCGGCGGACAUUAUCGCGGAGGAGCUCGGAUCUGAAAUCAGAACAAACCGAAGCACAAAAGUGAAGGAAUGGGGCGAGCAAACUCGUUUCGUUUAGAAGUGAAAGAGAAUUCCGACUGAAACUCAUUUGAAUUGAACAGUUUCCGUCAGGAUUAGACAGUUAAUAUUUAAACUCUAGAAGUCUAGGACAUAUGUUAAGAUAUCGGAUUAUUAUUUCAGUUACAGUAUAUGUUGUUUCAUGAGUCCGUUCAUAUAAUCACUGAAAGUCUUCAUUUGUUUUAUAAAUAUAUAAACAGCUCAUAAGAUCCAUAUUAAUAACGCAGCGCAAAUAUAAUGUCGGUUGGUCUGGCAGAAACUCUCCAUGUGCUUCAUAUAUGAGCUGAAGAGCUCAGGCAGGUGUUUUUAAUGGGAGACGGCUUGAUCUGUUCUGAGAUCAGCGGGCGAAUCUUGCACAGAUGGCGGAGGUACCGGCUCUGGCCCGGUUGGAGUCCCUGGCCCGGUACGUUCACAAAGCGGCUAGUGAGGGGAGAGUCCUGACGCUGGCUGCCCUGCUCCUGAACCACUCCACCGUCCAGACUCGAUACCUGCUGGAGUAUGUGACCCAGGAGGGCGGACAGAGAUCCACACCGCUCAUCAUUGCUGCUCGAAACGGACACGACAAGGUGGUCCGGCUGCUUCUGGACCAUUACAAGGUGGACACCGAACAGACCGGAACUGUCAGAUUUGACGGGUAUAUUAUUGACGGCGCCACGGCUCUUUGGUGUGCAGCUGGCGCUGGUCAUUUCGAAGUGGUACGUUUGCUGGUUUCACACAACGCCAACGUAAAUCACACCACCCUCACGAACUCCACGCCCCUCAGAGCUGCGUGUUUCGACGGCCGUCUGGACAUCGUACGGUAUCUAGUAGAGCACAAGGCCGACAUCAGCAUCGCCAAUAAGUACGGCAACACUUGUUUGAUGAUCGCCGCCUACAAGGGCCACACCGAUGUUGUUUACUUCCUGCUGGAGCGCGGCGCGGAUGCCAACUCCAAAGCUCACUGCGGAGCCACCGCGCUGCACUUUGCGGCAGAAGCCGGGCAUUUGGAUAUCGUGAAAGAGUUGGUACGAUGCCAAGCGGCUAUGGUGGUUAACGGACAUGGAAUGACGCCGCUAAAAGUGGCAGCUGAAAGCUGCAAGGCGGACGUCGUAGAGCUGCUGCUGUCGCAUGCGGAUUGUGACGCCCAUAGCCGCAUUGAGGCGUUGGAACUGCUUGGAGCAUCUUUCGCCAACGAUCGUGAGAAUUACGACAUACUUAAGACCUACCACUACUUGUACCUCGCCAUGCUAGAGCGAUUUCGCGAUCCUGAGAGGCCUAUCGCCAAAGAGUUGCCGUCACCCGUAGCGGCGUACGGAGGGAGAGCCGAAUGCCGGACUUUGCAAGACUUGGAGGCCAUUCGACACGACCGGGACGCGCUACAUAUGGAAGGCCUGAUGAUUCGCGAGCGAAUUCUGGGUGCAGAUAACAUAGACGUCUCGCAUCCCAUAAUAUAUCGUGGCGCAGUCUACGCCGACAACAUGGAGUUCGAACAGUGCAUCAAACUCUGGCUGCACGCCUUGCAUCUACGCCAACAAGGAAACCGCAACACGCAUAAAGACCUCCUGAGAUUUGCGCAAGUGUUCUCGCAAAUGGUCCACUUGAAGGAGCCGGUCCGCGCGUCAGACGUCGAACACGUCUUGCGCGCCAGCGUCCUGGAGAUUCGCCGCAGCAUGGCGCGCGUGCGAACCUCCACCGAUGCGGAGUUGCCGGCAGCCACCGACAACUACGAAUCCAACGUGUUCACUUUCCUAUACCUGGUUUGCAUCUCUACGAAAACGCAGUGCGGCGAAGAGGAACGUGCGCGAAUAAACAAACAAAUCUACGACUUGAUACGCCUAGAUCCGCGAUCCCGAGAGGGGUCGUCGCUUUUGCACCUAGCGGCUAGCUCUAGUACACCAGUUGACGACUUUCACACCAACGACGUUUGCAGCUUUCCCAACGCGCAAGUGACUAAGCUGCUCAUAGACUGUGGCGCACAGGUGAACGCCGUGGACCAUGAAGGAAACAGCCCUUUACACCUCAUUGUACAGUACAAUCGUCCCAUCAGUGACUUUUUGACACUUCACGCCAUCAUUAUUAGCCUCGUCGAAGCCGGCGCUCAUACGGACAUGACCAACAAGCAAAAGAAGACACCGCUUGAUAAGAGCACAACGGGCGUUUCUGAAAUCCUUCUGAAGACGCAGAUGAAGAUGAGUCUGAAAUGCCUGGCGGCUCGUGCCGUGCAACAACAUCAGAUCUUGUAUCGGGACCAGAUUCCCAAAAGCCUGGAGGAGUUUGUUGAAUUUCACUGAGGUGGACUUUUGGGUUUCCGUCAGAUCUGUUUUUUUUUUUUUU